Molecule: messenger RNA, 3502 nt
Organism: Bradysia coprophila
Lineage: Eukaryota; Metazoa; Arthropoda; Insecta; Diptera; Sciaridae
Gene: Ork1
Product: open rectifier K[+] channel 1
Biological process (GO): stabilization of membrane potential; potassium ion transmembrane transport
Cellular component (GO): plasma membrane
Molecular function (GO): outward rectifier potassium channel activity; potassium ion leak channel activity
Source: RefSeq, a predicted model, not a curated record
AGUUACUGAACUGAUUUCGUCGAGAAAACAUAAAAAAAAAAUAUAUUUUUUGUUCCGAUUUAUUUGCAAUUGAUGUGUACGUCGGAUGGUUAUACGGUCAAGCAAAAAAAAAAGUUAACAAAAUUCGGAGUUUGCUUAUGGUUUUCAUUUUUUUUUAAAUUUGUAUUUCUGGAAACGUUUAACAAAUGUGACUAUGGAUAUGACGAAAAAUAUCUUCAAAACGUUUUCGUUUGUGGAAAAACUACGACUUUUGUUGCUGCAGUUAGACUUACCCGAAACAAGUGAUUUCGAUUUAAAUCCAAAAGUUGUUAAUUGUUACGCAUGAACACUAUGCACGAAGCUGAAUGAUUAUUUUAUAAACAAAACGUGAGAAAAGUUUAUCAUCGACAAAUUGUAUAACAAUUGUAAUAACGCGCCGCAGCCUGAUUAUGAUUUGCAACCACAAAAUGCAUUAAUUUUCUACAGGCCUAAUUUGCAGUAAAUCAGUGAAUUGUGAAACAGACAUGAUUCGAUGAUAAAAACUCUUUUACAAUUAACGUUUUUCGAUUGAACAUAAACGUGUCGUUGCUGCAAUUGUUUUAAAGUGAUCGUGAAGUGACACUAAAUUAUUUAACCUUUUCUCAAAUCGACAACCAAUUAAUUACUUUCGUUGCAAUUUCAUUUUGCAUUUUAUCAGUUAAAGGUUGAAAACAUUUUAAAAACCAAAUUUAUUGACAAAAAAUUUGGAUUUAAUUGCUAGUUUGAUAUCAAAUUAAAAACAAAAAUGUCACCGAAACAAUGGUUGGCAUUGUUGUGCUUUUAUGUGUCGUACUUGAUAUUCGGGGCCAGUAUAUUCUAUCACAUUGAGCAUGGUUUAGAAGCGGAGAGGCGAGCAUAUCAGCUUGACGAGCGAAUUGAAGUCAAUGAGCUACUGGUACGAUAUGUGUCUCCCGAUGACGAAGACAACCAAAACCAAGUGCUCGGUGUAGUAUCCGAUUAUUGCGGUCGGCCGGUGACCAAUUACACUCUGGACGAAUUUCCCGAUGAUUAUCAAUGGACAAUCUACCAUUCGUUUUGGUUUGCGUUGACACUGUGUUCAACCGUUGGCUAUGGAAACAUCUCGCCACACGAUUCACUCGGUCAGAUUAUUGUCAUAUUUUAUGCACUCGUUGGACUGCCGGUGAACGGUUUUCUUUUAGCUUAUUUGGGAGACCUGUUCGGCAAAACUUUUAUAGGAAUCUACAACCGAUACAAAGACUAUAAAUAUGCGACGACCAAAAACUAUGUGCCACGGCAAUUCGGCAUGAUCGGGAGAAUAAUGUUGUUCCUUGUUCCCGGCAUAGCAUUCUUUAUCUUCCUACCGGCUUGUCUGUUUACGUACUUUGAACAAUGGCCGUACAUCACAUCCGUUUAUUACUCAUUCGUGACACUCACAACGAUCGGAUUUGGUGAUUACGUUCCAACAUUCCAGAAUGGUCAGUCAAGGGAAUUUGGAGUCUACUUUGUGUUCUACCAGAUUUUCAUAAUUUUUUGGAAUCUCCUAGGACUCGGUUAUUUCAUUAUGAUCAUUGGUUUCAUUGCAAAAGGCUUGCAAAGUAAACGAAUAGCCCGAUUAGAGCACCAGUUAUCGGAGAAUUUAAAGGCAACACAAAGUCGAAUAUGGAGCGGAGUCACAAAGGAUGUGAGCUUUUUACGACGGAUUUUGAACGAAGUCAACCUAAUGAAAGUCAAGCCGGUCUAUACAGACUCAGCGGAAAGAGCUGCAUUCAAUUCGCUACAUCGAUCGUCAUCUUGUCCAGACUUGACCUUGUACCGUGAAGAUUCGCCACGAGUUUCACGAAAACGUGCCUAUUCCGAGAAUUAUGCUCAACCACUUGACUCAUCGACGAUCAGUUCACUUACACUAUGCCGUGUCCAAUCCGAAGGAGAUCUUAGUCGUAUCGAUAAAAAGAAAACUUUUGAAGGUGCAGACGCUACUCACAAGACUGGUGAUCUAUUGUCAAGAGUAGUGAAUGCAUUGGGAAGCAUCCGGCCAUCGGAUGAGGAUGGACAAAGUGUGUUGGAACUUGGUAUCGACGGAGGGAUGCAGGGAUUUACGGAUUCUCAAAUAUUGGCUAGUGAAAGGACAUGGUCGGGAUGGUCUCUGUCUCAGUCGGAUGGUAGUUACACUAAUCCACCGAUAAGGAAACGGGCUGCUUCAGAUUUCCGUGUGCCACAAAUCGAUAGUUUCAAUGAUUCUUACGAAUCGACAUGGAAUGGAAACAACGACCAGCAGAUGAAGGAGUACAUGAAACGCAGCAAAAAGAAAUUUUCGAUUCCGGAAAUAUUUACAACCAAAUCUGAUUCGAACAACCGUUCGGUUACCUUAAACAUUCCAGACACACUGCAGGUGCCGACUGAAGCUAGAAACAGAUCAUUUAUUAGCAAAAUAAAUCCAUUCAAAGCCAGAGUAAUGGGACAAAAUGGCAAACGACAUUCAGUCGCGGUGGGAGCUACUCAAGAUCCCAAUCCACAAAUCUAUUUGGAGAGAACAUCGCGAGGCAGAGAAUCUCGAAUCAGUUUGCCUCGACAAUAUUUAGCGGCAACUGCCAGAGGUCGCAACAGUGUCUUUUCGAUUUUGGAGCAACCACAAAAUGCUGACAAUUCAGAGUUGUUGGAGAAAACCACCAUUGCAGAUCUGAUUCGUGCCUUGGAAGUGAUUCAUACCAAGGCAAACAUUACAACCGAAAGUUCUUUGCUAGGAUACGGAGAGGUUCCUAAAAGAAAAGUCGGAACUGUCACACCUCCAUCACCUCCGAAUCUCUCUCAUUUGCAAGUACCGAACAAUAACCGUCGAGGUUCCCUUCGUCCUGUUCCCGGUUACACUACAGUUUUUGCAACUCAAAACACCUCGCGUAGAAAAUCAUUGUUCCUCAGUCCAGAGUCUGUUUCAACUGACAGAAGAUCAUCAAUGGCGUCUUUACGUCCAGUUAAUCCUCCACCAUAUUCAGCCACACCGAAACCAAUGACUAGACGGUUCAGUGUUCGCCCAACAAAUCUAUCAAUACCACCAGGUCAAGCACCAUCACCCACACCAUCAGUACAAGCAUCUUCCAUGCUUCAACGGAAACUUUCGUUGCGUCCUAGUCCAUUGGCUAGACAUACUCCAUCACAAGGUAGCGGUAGAUAUGCCAAACAGGGAGCACAGCAAACACAGCCACAGACUGUGACAACACCAUCCGCUAAUCGUCUUCAGUUGCCUGGCGCAGCGACUAGAAAUAUAAUGUGGCGUCCAGCUCAGUUACAUGCGUCCCGGGCGGAACACAGUAGUUUAACGGAACUGAACGAAAAGUCCGAAAGGAAAAGAGCCGAUUCGAAGUGAUGUGUGAAAAGUGAAUGGGAUAUUUGAUUAACAGAAAUGGGAACGUAAUUUAUUUAACAGUUUUUUUUUUAGCCCUUGACCUUGAAUGUAAGUUUGUGUGUGGCAUACGUAGCAAUUAGUUUUUGUAAAUAAAUCCAUAAGGACAUAUGAUUCCUGAUGGCA